GAACGACAUGCGAAGGCUGUGUGGUCUUCUCUCUCGCUCAUGCUCUCGCAUCUUCCAGUGUUGAUUGCCUUUUUCGGAGCUGUAGAAUCUCUACUGUGUAGGCUCGUCUUUUGUUACUUAGCUAAUCAUGGCGCGUACUAAGCAGACUGCUAGGAAGUCGACUGGAGGUAAGGCUCCCCGCAAGCAGCUUGCUACUAAAGCUGCGCGCAAGUCUGCUCCGGCCACCGGCGGUGUGAAGAAACCUCACCGUUACAGGCCUGGUACUGUCGCCCUCCGGGAGAUUCGCAAGUAUCAGAAGUCGACUGAGCUCUUGAUUCGUAAACUUCCCUUCCAGCGAUUAGUUCGUGAGAUCGCUCAGGACUUCAAGACCGAUCUUCGCUUCCAGAGUUCUGCCGUUUUGGCUCUGCAGGAGGCCUCCGAAGCUUACUUGGUUGGUUUGUUCGAGGAUACCAAUUUAUGUGCCAUCCACGCUAAGCGUGUGACCAUCAUGCCUAAGGAUAUCCAGCUUGCUCGCCGUAUCAGGGGAGAACGGGCGUAAUCUUGAGCGUGGCAUCCACCUCCCACUGCAAUGGUGUUUUAUAACACCACA
Messenger RNA from Physcomitrium patens, 589 nucleotides. RefSeq lists its product as uncharacterized. NCBI's taxonomy places the organism in Eukaryota, Viridiplantae, Streptophyta, Bryopsida, Funariales, Funariaceae. The record is from RefSeq and is a predicted model, not a curated record. Gene Ontology annotation, cellular component: nucleosome. Gene Ontology annotation, molecular function: DNA binding; structural constituent of chromatin; protein heterodimerization activity.